Molecule: messenger RNA, 1615 nt
Organism: Ctenocephalides felis (cat flea)
Lineage: Eukaryota; Metazoa; Arthropoda; Insecta; Siphonaptera; Pulicidae
Product: alpha-methyldopa hypersensitive protein-like
Exons: 7
Coding region: 191-1615 (474 amino acids)
Biological process (GO): catecholamine metabolic process; amino acid metabolic process
Molecular function (GO): aromatic-L-amino-acid decarboxylase activity; pyridoxal phosphate binding
Source: RefSeq, a predicted model, not a curated record
CUUUGAUAAAAUGCAAUUAGUCUUAAAAGUGUUAGUGAUUAUAAUAGUGUGACAUAUUUAAGCUGGCUUAAUCAACACAAAAUUAAAAGGACGCAAUAGGGGUUAACUGGCUGAUUUACUUGCAAUCGCUCUUCCCAGGUUAUUAUAAGUUGAAUACUGCACCAAUCAAGAAAAUUUGCAGAGGGAAGAAAUGUUUUUUAACGUGAUGGACGCCCAGCAGUUCCGGGAGUUCGCAAAGGCGACCGUUGAUUACAUAGCCGAUUAUAUGGAAACACUUAGAGACAGGCCUGUUCUUCCUGGUAUAUCUCCAGGCUACUUGCACCAUCUCUUACCGAGCGAGGCUCCUGAAUCCAGCGAAGAUUGGCAUGAUAUUCUGAAAGAUAUGGAUCGAGUAAUUAUGCCUGGUGUCACCCAUUGGGCUUCUCCUCAAUUUCAUGCCUAUUAUCCAACAGCCAAUUCAUAUCCUGCAAUUGUUGGAGAAAUGCUGUCUGCAGGACUUGGGUCAAUCGGAUUUAGUUGGAUUUCAAGUCCUGCGUGUACUGAACUUGAAGUAGUGAUGAUGAACUGGUUGGGAAAACUACUUGGGUUGCCCGAAGAAUUUCUAAAUUGCUCUGAGGGCAGAGGAGGUGGUGUAAUACAAGGGUCAGCCAGUGAAGCCACCCUGGUGGGUUUACUAGCUGCACGUGAGCACAUGGUUCGUUCUAUGAAAGCCAAUGGUUCCACCUUGUCUGAAGGCGAAAUUCGUGCUAAAUUGGUGUCUUAUAGUUCGGAUCAAUCGAAUUCCUCUGUAGAAAAAGCCGGUUUACUAUCCGCAGUACCCAUGAGACUUUUACCAGCCGAUGACCAAUGCAUAUUAAGAGGGCAUACUUUAGAAGAAGCAAUUAAGGAAGAUAAAGCCAAGGGAUUAAUUCCUUGUUUUCUGGUAGCUACACUUGGAACAACAGGAACAUGUGCAUUUGAUGCAUUAGAAGAACUAGGACCAGUCUGCAAACGCGAAGGAAUUUGGAUGCACAUAGAUGCUGCAUAUGCAGGUACAGCUUUUGCGUGCCCUGAAUAUCGCCACUUAAUGAAAGGCAUAGAAUAUGCUGAAUCCUUUAAUUUCAAUCCUCACAAAUGGAUGAUGGUUAAUUUCGAUUGUUCAGCUAUGUGGUUACGAGAUUCAGACUUGCUAGUAGAUGCAUUCAAUGUCGAUAGAAUUUAUCUAAAACAUGAACAUCAAGAUCAUGCACCAGAUUACAGACAUUGGCAAAUACCAUUAGGAAGACGUUUCAGGGCUCUCAAAAUCUGGACAGUUUUGCGUUGUUAUGGUGUAGAAGGUAUAAGAAACCAUGUCCGCAACCAGAUUGGAUUGGCACAGCAAUUUGCAAAUUUGGUCAAAAGUGACGAUCGAUUCGAAUUACCUUUAGAACCAAGCAUGGGUUUAGUUUGUUUCCGAUUACGCGGUUCAUGUGAACUUACAAAAAAAUUGCAUGAAGUCCUCAUGAAACGCAGAAAAAUUUAUAUGGUAACAUGUAAAUACCAAGGUUUGAUGAUUUUACGCUUUGUGAUUUGUUCGAGAAUGUGUGAAAAACGUGAUAUUUACUUUUGCUUGGGAAGAAAUUGUACAAGUUACUAA